Messenger RNA from Mytilus trossulus (common blue mussel), 924 nucleotides. RefSeq names its product probable E3 ubiquitin-protein ligase MID2. The record is from RefSeq and is a predicted model, not a curated record. The transcript has a single exon. Gene Ontology annotation, biological process: protein monoubiquitination. Bases 1 to 924 code for a protein of 307 amino acids. Gene Ontology annotation, molecular function: ubiquitin protein ligase activity; zinc ion binding. Lineage: Eukaryota; Metazoa; Mollusca; Bivalvia; Mytilida; Mytilidae.
AUGGCGUCUUCUGGUUCAGGUCAAAUUCCAAUCAAUUGUCAAUUUUGUGAAACUGAGAAAGUUAUCAAAUGGAAGUGUAUUGACUGUGAACUUUUGAUAUGUGAUAAAUGCAAAGACAAAAUACAUUUGAAAAUUAAAGGGGGAAAGGACCACAAGAUACUUGAUAUAAAGGAGAUCGGAUCUGAGACUGAAGAAUUGUGUUAUGCGAAUUUGAAGUGCCAAGAUCAUUCUGGACAAAAUUACUGUCUUUACUGUAAAACGUGUGAAAGCCUGGUUUGCCCCGUCUGUAUUGCUAAAGUUCACAAGAAGCAACAUGAUUUAGUUGAAAUUACCGAAGAAUACAACUUAAGAAUAGACAUAUUAAAGAAAUGUCAAAGCAAAAUGAUAAAUGAUAAAUCUAAGCUAGAAACCGAAAAGGUUCGGUUAAAACAAAUACAAACGACUGGACACGCUAACUUUGUCAAGGUAAAAGAAAAUAUUCUUUUUCAAGAAAAUGCACUCAUCGAUACAAUACGGAACUAUGCAGGGAGGUUUACCGAGGAGUUAGACAAACAACUCAAAACUAUGUACUCAUCCACUGACGGCGAAAUAAAUUCUGUCUCCAUUGGUAUGGCCAAAAUUGACUACAAAUCCAAAGAUUUGAAGAACUUGAUUACUAUGACGGAUGUUGCAGAAUUCUUCAGACAAGUUGACAGAAUUGAAAAAUCCAUGAAUAUUACUCUUCCAAAAAGCACUGCGUCAUUAAGUCUGUCCUUACCUCAAUUUGUAAAAGGGGAAAUUACUCAGAUUAAUUUUGGAACAUUAGUACAUGAUAAGAACUCUGAAGAUGACUCGAAUGUGACCAUAACGAUCGACACUGAGAUUAAUUCCUUGUCUCGAUGGCUCAAUUUCUCGAGAAGCAAGAAGUACAUCAAAAAAAGCUAA